Molecule: messenger RNA, 768 nt
Organism: Adineta ricciae
Lineage: Eukaryota; Metazoa; Rotifera; Eurotatoria; Adinetida; Adinetidae
Source: the annotation of a GenBank genome assembly
AUGUUGCGGUCUCGUCUUGAGUUCGCCUUCGUUCUAUUCAUUGUGUUCGUCUCAUCUGCUUUAUCAGUCUCAUUCGGUGAUUUUUGUUCACAUGAUUUUAUUUGUCAACAGCCAUUGGUUUGUUCCAAUGACAGUCAAUGCAUGUGUCCAACAGACACAUCAUUCUGGAGUUCCAGACAAAACAGCUGUCUGAGUUGUCCAUCUGGAUGGACGGAGUGGAAAGAAGAAAAGUGUGUGUUGUUUGUUGCACCAUCACCAGAUGGAGUGAUGCAUGAAGAAGCAAGAAAUAUCUGUUCGACACAAUCGGCUGAACUAUUGAAAAUAGCUGAUGCUGAAGGAUUUGUAGAGUUCGAGAAUGAAAUGAAAGAUUUAUAUUUUGCAGAAUCAGCGCACGUAGAUCGUGAACAUACUCAUGAAAAGCAUCAAGAAAGAAUUUUUGAUGUAAUCGGUGGUUUAGUUAGUAAUUUGUUGUUUCCCACUCCAGCUACACCAGCACCAACUCAAGCACCACAACUCAUAUAUGUGACUAAUCCAACACAGCAAAUCUUACCACAAAGCUCUAAAUCAAACGGUACGAUUAUCAUUAUCAUUGCUGUGGUUGUUGUAACUAUACUAAUACUGAUAUUGUUCUGCUGCUGUUGUUGUGGGGGUGGCUUUCUUCUUUGGAAAAAUGACCGAUCAUCGAACCCGCCGGUGAAACCAUCGCCUUCUCGACAACGACGUGGUCGGACUAGUCUCGACUCAACUGCCAGUGACGGGACAUACUGA